AUGGCUACUGAGAACGUCGAAGCCCCUACCCAGGAGGGUUUCCGGGUUUACAUUGGCAACCUUUCCUACUCCAGCACCGAGGAGACUCUCAAGGCCCACCUCGCCACUGCUGGCGGUAACGCCACCUCAGUCGAGCUCCCCACCAAGUUCGGCGGGAAACGUCCCGGGGGUUUCGCUUUCGCCGAAUACGCGAAGGAGGAGGAAGCCAAGGCUGUCGUUGAGAAGCUGAACGGCUCCGAGCUGGACGGCCGUACCAUCAAGCUCGAUCAGGCCCGCAACAAGGAAGAGACCGAGAAGCACCGCGCCGAGGUCAAGCAGCGUCGCGAUGCCGCUCGGGCCGCCCGGGACGCUGAGAAGGCCGAGAAGGCCGCUGCUGCGGGUGAUACCACCGCUGCUGGCGACACUACCGCUGUCACCGAUGGCGAGGUCGUCGGUGAUGGCGAGAAGAAGAAGAAGAAGAAGCCCUCCAAGAAGCGCGCUCCUCGCCGCCGCCAGCCUGGAGAGGAAGGGGAGGAGGGAACCGCCGCUGAAGCUACCGACGCUCCUGUCGAUGGCGAAACUGGCGAGGCGGUUGCUACCAAGCCCAAGGCGAGGAAGAGGAAGCCCAAGGCGGCUACCGAGGCGCGUAUCGACGCUGUCGAGGGCGAGGGGCAGGAGGACGGAGCUGAGAAGGCGGAGAAGCCCAAGAGGGAGCGCAAGCCCCGCGCACCCAGGCUCAGGUCUGAGCCGACCGGCGAGUUGUCCAAGACUCAAAUCUUUGUCGCCAACCUUCCCUUCGACAUCGACGAUGAAGGCCUCACCGCCAUCUUCACCAACCUCUCGAUCAAUGUCAAAUCCGCCAAGGUAGCCAUGCGCAACCGCAAGCCCCGCAACAAGGAGGAGAAGUCUUCCAAGGCUUCGAGGGGUUAUGGUUUUGUCGAGGUCGAGGACCCGGCGCAGCAGAAGGAGGCGGUGGAUAAGGUGGAAGGGACGCUCGUCGGCGACCGGACCAUCUCGGCCAAGAUUGCGAAUGAGAUGAAGAGGGUGGAGAGGGAGGAAGUGGUCCCGGCGGCUGAGGAGGCGGGUGUUGAGGUUGCGGCUCCGGCUGCUUGA
Messenger RNA from Dioszegia hungarica, 1092 nucleotides. RefSeq lists its product as uncharacterized. Gene Ontology annotation, cellular component: cytoplasm; ribonucleoprotein complex; nucleus. The record is from RefSeq and is a predicted model, not a curated record. Gene Ontology annotation, molecular function: mRNA binding. NCBI's taxonomy places the organism in Eukaryota, Fungi, Basidiomycota, Tremellomycetes, Tremellales, Bulleribasidiaceae. The coding region runs from base 1 to 1092 and encodes 363 amino acids. The transcript is spliced from 8 exons.